AUGCUAUCUAAUCCAACAAUUAAAAAAGUUUUAUCUGACAAAAGUUUGGAAAAAGAGGUAGAACCUUUAAAAGCUGAUAAAGAUCAAUUUUUUUACAACCAGACAAAUGAUUUACUGGAUUUAAAAAAACCUUUUAUUUCGGUCGUCAAAAAAAAUAUGACUGAACUAAACGCACCAGGUCCGGAAAAAUUGGAUGAAUUAUUUUUACAAAGCUUAAAAAGUAAAGUAAAUAAAGCAAAAACUAUUUAUAUAUUGGAUGAGAUUCACGAAAAAAUUUUGUCUUCGCAAGUUAAUGAAAAAUUCACUGGGUUGGAUAUAUCAUUCGAAAAUCCUAAAAAUGUUGCAAUUGAUAUAAGAUAUAACGCAAACGAAGUUGUGUCAAAUUGCGUCUGUGCUGAUAACAAUUUAAACGGUGACAUAACAUUUUUUUCGUGUCCCCUAGUAAAAUCAAAAACUGAAUUUUAUACACCAAUCAACAAUCAUUCCGAUUUUUGUUUAAAUACAAAUUGUCACUGCCCUUAUGCAUCUUAUUCGGAAACUAACACAAAUUCAAAUUCAGCUAUCAAAAAAUUGUUUGGUUCAUAUUCGGCAUAUGACAUCAGAACCAAUACAAAAAAUUUGUUACAAAAAAAGCUUUCAUACAUUAACAAUAUUUUUCCAAAAGUGUGUAUUCAAGACGAAUCUGGUGGAUCAUUUGAAACAGAACAAUUAAAUAUAUUUACCAGUAAAAAUAGCAAUGUGCUAGUAAAUACGUGCACAAAACAAGAAUUAGACCAAAGUUCAUCAGUAAACUGUGGAGAAAAUGAUAUCUCAAUUGAAAAUAAAAUGGUACAUGCAUCAGCUAGAGAAAAUAAUACAACUGAUGAAUUGAGGGCGAGCCAUGAAAAUUCUUUACGUCAGUCAUCCGAUAGCAAUAGUCUGCAUCUGAAAUUUAUUUGCGAUAAAAGAGAAUCAAAGUGUAAAUUAGCGUUAUGUGAAAAAUUGAAAAAUGUAAGUCGGCUUUCGAAUUCAAAUCUUAACCGUGAUGAAAAUCGCAUUAUCAAUUUUGGAGUGGUAAAUUUUAGCGAUAGUCCACUCAGAAAUAAACGUCCAAAUUGUAAUAGUAAUAAUUGUGACGAAAAUGUUCACAACUUAAAAGAUGUUUGUUUUCAGGGUUGUCCAUAUAGAAUCGGUCGUUCAAAUUCUAAUUGUGACGACAACUGCGUAAACAGUUUGCAGGAUGUACGUUCUCGCAACAGUCUACCUAAAAGUCAGCUUUCAAACAUGAAUAAUUAUAGCGACAAAAACCAUUCUUUGAAAAAUGCGGAAAAAUAUAAGACGAAAAAUGUUGAAUUUAAAAAUGACGAUUCAACAAUAAACCAAUAUGCAAUACUUCCAACCGUGCAAAAAUAUGAUGCCGGCUCACAAACCAUAAUUAGUAAAAUAAAUAAAAAAUCCGUUAAAACAUGCACGGAUAAUGGCGACGUUCGAAGAUGCAUACAGAUUUCGAAAAAAAUUCAGUGCAAUUUACAAGAAUAUAAAAAUGACGAAAGUAAAUCAAAUUUUGAUUUGCAUAAGAAAGAAUUUUUUCAAGAACUAAGAAACAAAUUCGAAAUGGAAAACGAAAAAACAAAUUUUAACACAGCUAAACAACAAUCAACAACAGUAAAUGCUAAUAAUGUUGAAAAAAUUGUUGACGAAAAAACUAAAAACGAAAAAGACGAAAACGACUCUGUAAUGAAGAUGAUAAAUGAGAGAAAUACAAGUUUUUUCUAUCCUUGCUAUCAGGCGCCUAACAUGAUUCCCAAAUAUGCCUAUGGUGACAUGAGAUUAUUCAAUGUUAAUAAGCUUUCAAAUUGUAAUAGACAAGUGAGAAGUUCAUUUCCUUUGGACAAAUUUUGCUUGAAAAACAGAUUUUCUGAAAAUAAUUUUUUGUAUCGCAAGCGAUUUAUUCUUCCAAACACUCUUACUAUGAAUCCGUUGUACAACAUUUCUGUUAAACCACAACCAGAAAUAAACAAAGUGACAUAUUACAAUAUGCCUCAUCGAACCCCAAUAUUAUCAAACUUAUUAACUUUACCCAGAAAAAGAUCGCUCGGCCGAACAGUUUGUAGCAGGAGUACAAGUGUAUAUCCGAAGUGCAAUGUCUACAUUUGGAUAUACACACUGCAAGUCAUUCAUUUACACAAAUCAAUUGGAGUGUGUGGAACUGCAUUUUGGUCUAAGGUAGCCAAAUGA
Molecule: messenger RNA, 2217 nt
Organism: Helobdella robusta
Lineage: Eukaryota; Metazoa; Annelida; Clitellata; Rhynchobdellida; Glossiphoniidae
Exons: 2
Coding region: 1-2217 (738 amino acids)
Source: RefSeq, a predicted model, not a curated record